Messenger RNA from Prinia subflava (tawny-flanked prinia), 1407 nucleotides. RefSeq names its product zinc finger protein 664-like. The record is from RefSeq and is a predicted model, not a curated record. Gene Ontology annotation, molecular function: RNA polymerase II cis-regulatory region sequence-specific DNA binding; DNA-binding transcription factor activity, RNA polymerase II-specific. Gene Ontology annotation, biological process: regulation of DNA-templated transcription. Lineage: Eukaryota; Metazoa; Chordata; Aves; Passeriformes; Cisticolidae.
AUGUCUCCACUGAUUUUUCCUUCUAUGGGAACAUCAACUGUGGCUGAGUUUCUCAGGCGUGGGCGUUCCAGCGUCUCACAGGCGUCCCUGGGCCCUCCCUUCAUUCCAGUCAAACACCCCUCACCUGCCCUGCAGAAGGUUCUUGUUGUCCUCCGCAGCAGCGGCCGGGGAGCGGAGGUCCUCCGGACAGACCCGGCCGCGGCUGGGAGUGUCCACUUCCCGCUGGCUCCUGCAGCCAGGCCCAGAGAUCCGAGCCACGGCACCAAAACUGAGCUGCACAAUGAGGACUUUGCAAUUCAAACUGUAAAGCAGGUGAUCCACACAGGUGAGAGGCCCCACGAGUGUCCUGAGUGUGGGAAGAGGUUUCACAGCAGCUCACAUCUCCUCCUGCACCAGCAGAUUCACACAGAGGAGAGGCCCUUCCGCUGCCCUGACUGCAGGAAGGGCUUCAAGCACAGCUCCCACCUCGUCAGGUACCAGUGCAUCCACAGGGAGAGGCCCUGCAAGUGUGGGGAAUGUGGGAAGAGCUUCAGCACAAGCUCCAGCCUGAUCUGCCACCAGAGGAUCCACACCAGGGAACAGCCCUACGAGUGUCUCCAGGGUGGGAAGAGCUUCACCCAGAGCUCUCUGACCAGACACCAACUGAUCCACACUGGGGAAUGGCCAAAUGAGUGUGGGCAAUGUGGGAAGGGCUUCAGCUGCAGCUCCCACCUGAUCCAGCACCAGGUGAUCCACACAGGUGAGAGGCCCCAUGAGUGUCCUAAGUGUGGGAAGAGGUUUCAGAGCAGCUCACAUCUCCUCCUGCACCAGCAGAUUCACACAGAGGAGAGGCCCUGCAAGUGUGGGGAAUGUGGGAAGAGCUUCAGCACAAGCUCCAGCCUGAUCUGCCACCAGAGGAUCCACACCAGGGAACAGCCCUACGAGUGUCUCCAGGGUGGGAAGAGCUUCACCCAGAGCUCUCACUUGACCACACACCAAAUGAUCCACACUGGGGAAUGGCCAAAUGAGUGUGGGGAAUGCGGGAAGGGCUUCAGCUGCAGCUCCCACCUGAUCAUCCACCAGAUGAUCCACACAGGUGAGAGGCCCCACGAGUGUCCUGAGUGUGGGAAGAGGUUUCAGAGCAGCUCACAUCUCCUCCUGCACCAGCAGAUUCAUACAGAGGAGAGGCCCUUCCUCUGCCCUGACUGCAGGAAGGGCUUCAAGCACAGCUCCCACCUCGUCAGGCACCAGUGCAUCCACACUGAGAGGCCCUGCAAGUGUGGGGAAUGUGGGAAGAGCUUCAGCACAAGCUCCAGCCUGAUCUGCCACCAGAGGAUCCACACCAGGGAACAGCCCUACGAGUGUCUCCAGAGUGGGAAGAGCUUCACCCAGAGCUCUCUGACCAGACACCAACAGAGCCACCAGUAA